Molecule: messenger RNA, 2072 nt
Organism: Erinaceus europaeus (western European hedgehog)
Lineage: Eukaryota; Metazoa; Chordata; Mammalia; Eulipotyphla; Erinaceidae
Gene: P2RY12
Product: purinergic receptor P2Y12
Exons: 3
Coding region: 375-1400 (341 amino acids)
Biological process (GO): G protein-coupled receptor signaling pathway; blood coagulation
Cellular component (GO): membrane
Molecular function (GO): G protein-coupled purinergic nucleotide receptor activity
Source: RefSeq, a predicted model, not a curated record
GUGACCAGAAGUCAGGAGCCGCAGCACAGAGCACGUUCUGGAAUCCGGGUCAGACCGCAAGGGAAAUAAAAGCAGAAGUCCACCAAGUGGCCAGACGGAAAUAGAGUGUCUGGAGAGCUUGAGGUCCACAGUGCUUGACUGAGAAGUCCUCUCUUUCUCUCGCCCUCUACCCCUCCCUACCCCCCAACAGCCUAGCCUUUACUGAUGAGAGGUCAGCAAGAAAGAGUCCAUCAGAAAGAGUCUUAACAACUAAACUGAGACACUGGAAGGAAGCCACCAGAUGCCACUCUGCAGGUUACUCUAACUACAACUGGAUGCAUCCAAGUCCUCCAGAAGCCAGGACAUAACCAGGUGGGAAGCAGCAGCCCUGGGCCAUGGAGAACCUCACCUCUGCAUCUGGGAAUGGGAGCUCCUGCUCCCGAGACUACAAAAUCACCCAGGUCCUCUUCCCCCUGCUCUAUACCAUCCUGUUUUUUGUUGGGCUCAUCACCAACAGCCUGGCAAUGAGAAUUUUCUUUCAAAUCCAAAGUAAGUCCAACUUCAUCAUUUUCCUCAAGAACACGGUCAUUUCCGAUCUCCUCAUGAUCCUCACCUUCCCAUUCAAAAUCCUCAGUGAUGCCAAACUGGGCACCGGACCGCUGAGGGCUUUUGUGUGUCAAGUGACCUCUGUCAUCUUCUACUUCACAAUGUACAUCAGCAUUUCCUUCCUGGGGCUCAUCACCAUCGAUCGCUACCAGAAGACCACCAGGCCAUUUAAGACGGCCAACCCCAAAAACCUCCUGGGGGCCAAGAUCCUCUCCGUGGUCAUCUGGGCCUUCAUGUUCUUACUCUCUUUGCCGAAUAUGAUUCUGACCAACAGGAGGCCCAAAGACAAGAAUGUGAACAAGUGCUCUUUCCUCAAAUCAGAGUUUGGCCUCGUCUGGCAUGAAAUAGUCAACUACAUCUGCCAGGUCAUCUUCUGGAUCAAUUUUUUAAUCGUCACUGUCUGCUACACACUCAUUACACAAGAGCUGUACCGGUCCUAUGUGAGGACACGGGGCACAGGGAAAGCCCCCCGGAAAAAAGUGAACAUCAAGGUGUUCAUUAUCAUCGCUGUCUUCUUCAUUUGCUUUGUUCCUUUCCAUUUUGCCCGCAUUCCCUACACCCUGAGCCAGACCCGGGAUGUCUUUAACUGCUCGGCCGAGAACACACUCUUCUAUGUCAAAGAGAGCACUCUCUGGCUGACGUCCUUGAACGCCUGUCUGGAUCCAUUCAUCUACUUUUUCCUCUGCAAGUCCUUCAAAAAUUCCCUGAUGAGCAUGCUCACGUGCUCCGAUUCAGCAACAUCUCCAUCUUCAUCCCAGGAAAAGAGAAGAAAGGCACCGGACAGUCCUGAACCCAGUGAGGAAACACCCAUAUAAACCAGUUGUGGGGGGGUGGAUCUCUCUCCCUCUCCCUCCCCCUUCCCCCCUCUCUGUGUGCGCAUGUGUGUUCUGAAUGUCCUCCUGGAAAAGCACUGUGCAGAAAUACUGAUGUUAAGAAGUAGCCGAGUUCAUAACUAUGACUCUUGAAAUGAGUACUAGGAGACUAUGAAAGUAGUAAUGUGCACUUACUCUUCAGUAUUAUGAGCUAUCUUAAAAUACAGAAAGAUAAGAUGCAGCUGUGUAGCAAAGCAAAUUGUAUGUAAUCACUGCUAUGUGUAAGCUACACAGAAUUUAUGAUUUAUCAAAUGUAAUGCAUUGACAGAAAAGGGUAACCACAUUGUAAGAUCUGUUGUAAGUUUUGAAGUACAUCACUGAUCACAAUGUUGUCUACCAGCUUUGUUUUUUUUUUACCCAAAAUAAUACUUUUUAAGAUGUAUAUACAUUUUAGUCCCCUAGCCAAAUGCAUUAUAAGAUUUUAACUAAGUGGUACAUGGCAAGUGGAUACUAAAUACUAAUGUGUACUAGUUAACAUAAACAUAAGGAAUCUAAACUAAGGGAAUGGUAACUGAUUGGACUUAAUUUUUUAAUUUUAAUUUCAUUAAGAAUAUAGAGGUUUAAAAGGUAACUUCAAUAAAUUCACAAAGAUAAUAAAUGACACUAUUUAAAUGA